AUGAACACCGUACCAACCGGCAAUGUACCUCGUGCCAAUAGGGCCGGCAAUGAGGAGCAACCUCUGCUCGGGCAGCCGGCGGCGUCGAAGAAAGGAUGGCGGAAGAAGAUGAUGGUGAAUGUCCAUCGCGACUGGGCAGAUGUGGUCCUCGUCCUCUGUUAUAUUAUCACGGGCCUCCUCGACAGCGCGUCUAUUUCUACUUGGGGAUCUUUCGUAUCCAUGCAAACAGGCAACACGGUCUACAUUGGCCUCGGUUUAGCUGCACCCCAUGAGUCCAAACGGUCGAUCAAAUCGGGCAUUUCUCUCAUCUCCUUCUGCGUGGGAUCCUUCUGCUUCAGCCGCUUCCACCGGUACUUCACUGCCAGCCGACGAUGGGUUCUCUGCGCCUCCUUCUUGAUCCAGAUGUCCCUCAUCGUCACCGCGGCUGCCAUCCUCACAUGGGGUCCCAAAUCGGGCUCGGAUAAGGACUCCAUUGGCUGGAAUGUCCUCAUCCCUAUUGCUCUGGUCGCUUUCCAGAGUUGUGGCCAGGCUGUCACAAGCCGGGCGCUCAAGUACAAUGCGCUUACCAGCGUGGUGCUGACCAGCAUCUACUGCGACUUAUUCUCUGACGCGGAGCUCUUUGUUUUGCACAAUGCAGAAAGGAACCGCAGAGUUGGAGCUCCUGUUCUGUUAUUAUUCGGGGCUGUCAUGGGCGGCUUGUUGGCUCACAGUACAGUCGGAACAGCAGGCGUGUUAUGGAUCGCAGCUGCGCUCAAGUUACUAGUGGUGGUUUCUUGGUUCUUCUGGCCGGCUGCUAAUGAAUAA
Pseudomassariella vexata is the source of this 804-nucleotide messenger RNA. RefSeq lists its product as uncharacterized. Bases 1 to 804 code for a protein of 267 amino acids. Lineage: Eukaryota; Fungi; Ascomycota; Sordariomycetes; Amphisphaeriales; Pseudomassariaceae. The transcript is spliced from 2 exons. The record is from RefSeq and is a predicted model, not a curated record.